Nematocida minor is the source of this 1020-nucleotide messenger RNA. RefSeq lists its product as uncharacterized. The coding region runs from base 1 to 1020 and encodes 339 amino acids. NCBI's taxonomy places the organism in Eukaryota, Fungi, Microsporidia. The transcript has a single exon. The record is from RefSeq and is a predicted model, not a curated record.
AUGACCAUUCGGCCGAUUAAGAAGAUUAAAGUGGAGCAAGAAAAUGAGCAGCCGGUGAAUGAAGACCCUUUUCACGGACUGUCCACUAUUCCGGAAAUCUUAAACAUGGCAUACGCUCAGGAGGUGGAGACAAGAUACAUCUCCGUCAUUGAGACCAUCAUUCUCAGGCUGAACUCAGAGGAAAGCGAGAAAAUAUGGAUAUACGGGCCCAAGAAAAUAACAGACCACAUCACAGCGGUAGUUGCCAACGUAACUGCCAGAUCGCUGGAUGCGCUCGUUAAAAAGAUAUCGUACGACAUAGAAAACAUCCAUCUCUUCGAUCUUUCAUCGAAUAGUCUGAAGAAAACGCGGUCCAUCCUGUACAGAGUCCUGGAGAAAACAAAUCCCCUGGGAAUGGCAAAAAGCAAAUUUAUUUUCCAAAUACCGAGAGUGGCAGAUAUGAUGAAACUAGACAAAAGAAUAGUAAGCAGAAUGGACGGGAUAAAAGCGUACGUUAAAGAGCUGCAGGAGAACGCGUACAUCAAGAUUUUCAGCAGAGUGAUAGAAGUGCUAAAGGAGAAAGAGGAAGAGUAUGGGAAGAAGUCUGUUUCCUUCGACUUUCCAAGGAUAAACAGUAACUUGGAGGAGUUUGUGCACUUCUCGUAUCUCAUGGAUAAUUCGUACGAGGGGAUGUCUCUCCGCUUUUUCAAGUACAUCUACGAUGUAAAAGAGCCCAAUCCGUAUAAGCUCCUCAACUCCAUCCACCUGAUUAUUCUCAUGGCUGCGACAAUAAAGAGAGUGACUCUGUGCAGCGUCUACGAGGAGUUUGAAAGAAGAGUAAACAAUGUUCCGCAUUUCAAAAAAAUAUCCAAGGACACGGUGUUCAGAAGACUGACCGAUCUGAUGUCGCUGGGGCUGAUAGCCAGAGGAUACUUUACAAGCGAUAGACUGGAGCUAGAGGCAGAGAUUCUGUCAAGAGACGAGGUAUAUCUUAAAGUUAUGCUGGAGAGAGUGAAGAAGUACUGGACAAAACAGAUAUAA